CCUCCUCUACAGUCCCGCUGCAGCGCAGUCUCGGCCCGGGAACUCCGAGGGUUUUAAGACCUGCGCCUUCGCCUAAGUCUUGAAGUGACAGAUCAACCCUCGCCUCCCACUCCCCCGCUCCUCGCUUCCAGAGAAAGAGAGAGAGUGAGAGCGGCGCCGCCACUUGCCUUAUUAGUCCUGCUCACCGGCGGGCAGACCCAGCGGCCCGGGGCCCCGGAGCGAACCGCGCGCCAGACAGGCUCACGUGUGACUGGCGGGCUCGGAUCCAGGCGGUGACGCCCGACCCCCGGCCGUGCCCUCCUGAGACAGAGACAGGGAGGAGCAGAGCAGCGACGCGGCGCUCCGGGAGCUCACUUGUUGCGCGCUGGAGGGAACGGGAGCUGGGCGAAGCCGCGGCGCACUCUGAGUCAGGACAGACCCGGGACAGACCCGGGACAGAGCCCGGCAGGUGCCGCAGACUGCCCGUCCCCGGUAAAGUGGGACUUUCCGCGAGCGCCGCCCGGGAAUGUGAAAGCGGACACGCUGGACCACAGCCUGCCGGACACAGGAGCCCCGAGCCACCGCUGGACCUGUCUCACUCUCCCGGAAGCGCUCGUGUGAGAAUCCGCCUUUCUCCUCUCAUUCACGGACGAUGAUGCCCCGGAGCCCCCCGGCCCGCGCGCUGCUGGCCUGGGUCUGCGCGAGCCUCUGUCUGCGGCCGGCGACCCCCCAGGGCGCCGGGGCACCUGAGACAGUUGCGGGAUGCUGCGAGGGAGACCUCCUGUUCCUGGUGGACUCGUCCGGCAGCGUCUCCUCCUACGAGUAUUCCCGGAUCCUGAGCUUCCUGGGCGACCUGCUGGCCCCGUUCUCGCUCGGCCCGGACGAGGUGCAGGUGGGCGUGCUGCAGGUGGGCACCAGCCCGCGGCUGGAGUUCGGCUUCGGGCGGCACCAGAGCCAGGCCGCCCUGCAGGAGGCGCUGCGGGCGCUGCAGCAGCUGCAGGGCGACACCAACACGGGCGCGGCCCUGGCGCUGGCCCGCGAGCGUCUGCUGCAGCCCGGGCCCGGCGGCGCGCGGCCGGGCGUGCCCAAGGUGCUGGUGUGGCUGACAGACGGCGUGAUGACCGGCUCCGUGCUGCAGCCCAUGGCCGGGCUGCGGCAGGCGGGCGUGGCCGUGCUGGCCGUCUCCACGGGCUACGGGAACCUGCAGGAGCUGCAGAAGGUCGUGACCCCACCCGAGGAGCGGCACCUGCACUUCGUGGACAUCGACUCCCUGGGGAUCAUCACCGCCGACCUCCGGGACGCCAUCGUCGAGCUCAUCCGUGUGCAGCGGUUCCGGGUCCGAGAGGUGACGUCGCGGGGGGCCCUGCUGCAGUGGCACCCAGUGCUGACCAAGGACACUGGACAUUACGAGAUCGAGGUGGGGCCAGUGGGGGGGCCGCCGGAUCGGAACCGGAGGCUGACCCACUCGGGAGACACCACGUCCGCUCACCUGACCGGACUGCAGCCCGACACCCGGUACACUGCCACCCUGACGCCCGAGAGCAACGAGCUGUUCUACCGGCCCCGGAGUGUGACCUUCACUACGCUGCCUGAGGAGCUCAGUCCAGCGCAGGUGCUGAUCUCCGACUCCAGCGCCCACAGUCUGCGCGUGAGCUGGGGCCCGCUCCAGCCGGACUCGGUGCAGGAGUAUCUGAUCCAGUUCGGCGCCCUGCCCGCGGACCGGGCCCAGACUGUCACGGUCAGCAGGCUGCAGAACUCCACCGUCCUGCACGGCCUGCAGCCGGACACCAGCUACCUGGUGACAGUGAGCGCGCGCUACCAGUCUGGCCAGGAGAGGGCGAUGUCUGUCAAGGCCUGCACGCAGGAAGGUACGCCUGAGAGCUGA
Lepisosteus oculatus (spotted gar) is the source of this 1864-nucleotide messenger RNA. The record is from RefSeq and is a predicted model, not a curated record. NCBI's taxonomy places the organism in Eukaryota, Metazoa, Chordata, Actinopteri, Semionotiformes, Lepisosteidae.